CCGCCACUCAUGCGCAUGCCUUACCCUUAUUUUGCUCACGCCCUAGCCUAACCUUAUACCUGUCUCUUAUUUUUGGACCUGGAUCAAAUCAUUAUACCUUUUCCUGAUGUGCUUCCAUUUCUUUAGCAUGAUUGUUUGGUUUAAUUCCAAAGACGUUUGUUUGAUCUUGUAAUUUACAGGUUUGAUUCGUGACCCCCUUUAAAGCGGAACAAAGCAGAGUGCGCGCCCCCUUCAUGGCGACGGCUUCAGCAUCAUUCAAAUCACGAGAAGACCAUAGGAAGCAACUUGAAUUGGAGGAAGCACGUAAGGCUGGGCUUGCUCCAGCUGAGGUUGAUGAAGAUGGAAAGGAGAUCAAUCCACAUAUUCCUCAAUAUAUGUCAUCAGCUCCUUGGUAUCUUAAUGCUGAGAGGCCUAGCUUGAAGCAUCAGAGGAAAUGGAAGUCAGAUCCAAAUUACUCCAAAUCAUGGUAUGAUAGAGGUGCAAAAAUUUAUCAGGCUGAUCGAUACAGAAAAGGUGCAUGUGAAAAUUGUGGGGCAAUGACACACGACAAAAAGUCCUGCAUGGACAGGCCUAGAAAACUGGGAGCCAAGUGGACAAACAUGCAUAUAGCUCCCGACGAGAAGAUUGAGUUAUUUGAACUUGAUUAUGAUGGAAAACGUGACCGUUGGAAUGGUUAUGAUGCUUCCACUUAUUCUCGUGUAAUUGAGCAGUAUGAGGCUAGAGAUGAAGCCAGGCGGAAGUAUUUGAAAGAGGAACAGUUGAAGAAACUAGAGGAGAAGAACAACAAAAAGGAUGAUGAGGAUGGUGGUAGCGAUAACGACGACGACGAUGAUUAUCUGAAAGUUGACGAGGCUAAGGUUGACGAGAGCAAACAGAUGGACUUUGCAAAGGUGGAGAAACGUGUGCGUACCACUGGGGGUGGAAGCACUGGAACUGUCAGGAACUUGCGUAUUAGAGAGGAUACUGCAAAGUACCUUUUGAACCUAGAUGUGAAUUCGGCCUAUUAUGACCCGAAAACCCGUUCUAUGCGUGAAGAUCCUAUACCUGACAGUGAUCCAAAUGAGAAGUUCUAUGAAGGUGAUAACCAAAACAGACUUAGCGGACAAGCACUGGAGUUUAAACAGCUUAACAUCCAUGCCUGGGAAGCUUUUGAGAAGGGACAGGAUAUCCACAUGCAAGCUGCCCCUUCUCAAGCAGAACUACUCUUUAAGAAUUAUAAGGUUAUCAAGGACAAGUUGAAAAACAACACAAAGGAUACCAUCAUGGAGAAAUAUGGAAAUGCAGCAUCUGAAGAAGCAUUACCUAGAGAACUUCUUCUUGGACAAAGUGAGAGAGAGGUUGAGUAUGAUCGUGCUGGUCGAAUAAUAAGAGGCCAGGAGACCUCCCUUCCCAGAAGCAAAUAUGAAGAAGAUGUCUAUAUCAAUAACCACACCACAGUUUGGGGAUCAUGGUGGAGGGAUCACCAUUGGGGCUACAAAUGCUGUAAACAAACCAUCCGCAAUAGCUACUGCACAGGCUCAGCAGGAAUUGAAGCUGCUGAAGCUGCAACAGAGCUUUUGAAGGCAAAUAUGGCUCGUAAAGAAGCUGCAGAAGAUAAGCCUGUACAGCAUGAAGAAAAGCAGCUUGCCGCUUGGGGAACUGAGGUCCCUGAUGAUCUUGUUCUAGAUAAAAAGUUGCUGGUAGAAGCACUGAAGAAGGAGGAUGAACGAAAGAAGGAAGAAAGGGAUGAAAGAAAGAGAAAAUACAAUGUCAAAUGGGAUGAUGAGGUUACCGUGGAAGAUAUGGAGGCCUAUCGAAUGAAGAAGAUCCAUCAUGAUGACCCAAUGAAAGAUUUCCUCCACUAAUUAUAAUAUUAUUAUUAUCCUAUAGGGUCCUCCUGUGUGUAUAUAUACCGAGAUUGUUGCACUAGUUGCGAUUGGGUUGACUAGGAGUCCCCUGACAUUACUUGUAUGGCUGGAUGUUUUACCAACCGUUGAAAUGACAGAUAUAUUUCAUCUC
Musa acuminata AAA Group (dessert banana) is the source of this 1998-nucleotide messenger RNA. Its product is annotated as pre-mRNA-splicing factor SLU7-like. NCBI's taxonomy places the organism in Eukaryota, Viridiplantae, Streptophyta, Magnoliopsida, Zingiberales, Musaceae. Gene Ontology annotation, biological process: mRNA splicing, via spliceosome. Gene Ontology annotation, cellular component: spliceosomal complex. The transcript is spliced from 10 exons. Gene Ontology annotation, molecular function: pre-mRNA 3'-splice site binding. The coding region runs from base 234 to 1844 and encodes 536 amino acids. The record is from RefSeq and is a predicted model, not a curated record.